This is a messenger RNA of Sphenostylis stenocarpa, 375 nucleotides long. NCBI's taxonomy places the organism in Eukaryota, Viridiplantae, Streptophyta, Magnoliopsida, Fabales, Fabaceae. The record is from the annotation of a GenBank genome assembly.
AUGAGUCGAGGAAGUGCAGCAGGGGCGAAGGGGAAGAAGAAGGGGGCGACAUUCACCAUUGACUGUGCGAAGCCAGUGGAAGACAAGAUCAUGGACAUUGCCUCUCUCGAGAAGUUUCUUCAAGAGAGGAUCAAGGUGGGUGGCAAAGCUGGUGCUCUUGGUGACUCUGUUACUGUUACCCGCGAGAAGACCAAGAUCAUUGUCACUUCUGACAGUAACUUCUCCAAACGGUAUCUGAAGUACUUGACUAAGAAGUACUUGAAGAAACACAACGUGCGUGACUGGCUCAGAGUAAUUGCUUCAAACAAGGAUAGAAGUAUUUAUGAACUGAGGUACUUCAACAUAGCUGAGAAUGAGGGUGAGGAAGAAGAUUAG